Messenger RNA from Gasterosteus aculeatus aculeatus (three-spined stickleback), 6431 nucleotides. RefSeq names its product myotubularin 1 (gene mtm1). Gene Ontology annotation, cellular component: cytoplasm; membrane. Gene Ontology annotation, biological process: phosphatidylinositol dephosphorylation; negative regulation of autophagosome assembly; muscle cell cellular homeostasis. Gene Ontology annotation, molecular function: phosphatidylinositol-3-phosphate phosphatase activity; phosphatidylinositol-3,5-bisphosphate 3-phosphatase activity. Lineage: Eukaryota; Metazoa; Chordata; Actinopteri; Perciformes; Gasterosteidae. The record is from RefSeq and is a predicted model, not a curated record.
GCCAAUCCACGCCAUGACAGCCCGGCACGUGACGUUAGGGCAAGUUCCUGCUGUGGCUUGAGGGAAACAGAUCCGACAUUCAGCCACGGGAGAAUCGCGCUUUGCGGGUUAGGUCAGCGUUUGGCUUAAAGCUGGUGUUUCCAAAACCUGCACCCGGUGGUGCUUGCGGAGGAGCGGUGCAGUGUGGGAGAAUAUGGCCUGUGGAAGCCCCCUCCCUGAGCGAUGGCCUCACCAGUCUCCGUCUACAGCCCCACCCCCAUGGCGGAUCGCUUCUCCAGUACGUCCAGAGAGUCUCUGAAGAUGGAGCUGUUAGCUGAUGUGUCUCUGCUGCCGGGGGAGGAGAGAAUCAUAGAUAAAGACAUCAUCUACGUCUGUCCGUUCAACAGAGCUGUGAAAGGCAAAGUGUUGAUCACCAACUACAGACUCUACUUCAAGAGCUCCGAGGCUGAUGUGGUGAUGGCGCUGGACGUUCCUUUGGGUGCCAUUUGUCGCGUGGAGAAGAUGGGGGGGGCGUCAAGCAGAGGAGAAAACUCCUACGGCCUGGAAAUCACCUGCAAGGACAUGAGGAACCUGAGGUUCGCCUUGAAGCAGGAAGGUCACAGCAGAAGGGACAUCUUUGAGCUGCUCUUCAAACACGCCUUCCCUCUCUCACACGGUCUGCCGCUGUUCGCAUAUAUGAGUCAGGAGAAGUACGGGGAGAACGGCUGGAACAUCUACAAGCCCAUGGACGAGUUCAGACGGCAGGGCUUACCUAACAGCAAGUGGCGUGUCACGUUCAUCAAUAACAACUACGAGGUGUGCGACACGUACCCCACCAUCUUGGCGGUGCCAGUGAAAAGCAAAGAUGAGGACCUGAGGAGAGUGGCUGCCUUCAGGUCAAGAGGACGCAUCCCGGUGCUGUCAUGGAUCCACAGGGAGAACCAGGCGGUGAUCGCCCGCUGCAGUCAGCCUCUGGUAGGCAUGUCGGGGAAAAGGAACAAGGACGACGAGCGCUACCUGGACAUGAUCCGGGAGGCCAACAACACCGAGAAACUCACCAUCUACGACGCACGGCCCAGCGUCAACGCCGUUGCCAACAAGGCCACAGGAGGAGGCUACGAGGGCGACGAGUACCAGAACGCAGAACUCGUCUUCCUGGACAUCCAAAACAUCCACGUCAUGAGGGAGUCCCUGAAGAAACUCAAAGACAUCGUCUACCCCAACGUGGAGGAGUCUCAUUGGCUGUCCAGUCUUGAGUCGACACACUGGCUCGAACACGUCAAGCUGGUGUUGUCGGGGGCCAUCCAGGUAGCAGACAAGGUGUCCAGCGGGAACUCAGUGGUGGUGCACUGCAGCGACGGCUGGGACCGGACCGCUCAGCUCACCUCUCUGGCCAUGCUGAUGCUGGACAGUCACUACCGCACGCUGCGAGGGUUCCAGGUGCUGAUUGAGAAGGAAUGGAUCAGCUUUGGGCACAAGUUUGCCUCCAGGAUAGGCCACGGCGACAAGAACCACGCAGAUCAGGACAGGUCACCCAUCUUUGUACAGUUCAUCGACUGCGUGUGGCAGAUGACUAAACAGUUUCCUACAGCCUUUGAGUUCAAUGAGCGCCUCCUACUGACCAUCCUGGACCACCUCUACAGCUGCUGCUUCGGGACUUUUCUCUACAACUGCGAGAGCGCACGAGACCAGCACGAGGUGAGGUCGAAGACGGUAUCCUUGUGGUCUCUGGUGAACAGCAGGAUGGAGAUCUACUUAAACCCCUUCUACACCCCUGAGUCCGGCAGGGUGCUGUACCCCGUCGCCAGCAUGCGCCACCUGGAGCUGUGGGUGACGUACUACAUCCGCUGGAACCCGCGCAUUCGACAGCAGCAGCAGAGUCCGGUGGAGCAGCGCUACAUGGAACUGUUGGCCCUCAGAGACGAGUACUUGAAGAAGCUGGAGGAGCUUCAGCAGUCCUCCUCGUCCCGUCUGGCAAACACGCCCAACACCACCUCCUCAACGCCGCCACAGCCAUACACAGAGCUACACACUCCCCUCUGAGGGCUGUCUCAACCCCCCCUCACACACACACACACACACACACACACAACCCCCCACACUCAGACAUACCGAUUGACUUGCACUUAAUGUUCCCCUUCACCCUGAAUUCUGUCAGCAUCUCACACACGCAGGGAAGGACUUAGUGUUGCAGUCCUCACUGUCCUAACAAAGAAUGCUAACACAAUUUUAGAUUUGAUGGGUAAUUCUAACAUCAUAGUGGUGAUGAUGGUGAUUUAUGCAAUAUGCCACAGUACAGCCUUGCCUAGAGACUUUUCUAAACCAACACACACACACACACAUACAGGAAAGCCUUAAAGACAUUCCCUGGCUUUCAGUCAAAGGGCUCGAACAUACUGGACACACAAUGGGUGUAUGUGCGUGUUCACAUAUGUGUUGUCGCACUAUUGAUUUGUACGAAAGCCUUGAGAAGCAAGAGAGAAAAGGAGUUUCCUGUGUUUCUGACUCCAGGACAGGUGGGAGAAAAGACAUAAUUUUUCAUCUGUGAAAACAUCAGUUGCAGACAUUAAAACUCACCUAGGCUUUUAAGUCCCAUUUAGAAGAGCUGGUACACAUCAGCCUCUUGUGGCCAAGAUGAGUACAAGAAACAACAAAGUUUUUACAGAUGAAAACCAUUUAAACUCGAGGUAUGCUUACUAGCUAUUUCCCAAGCAAACGUAGGAGUAUUUACAUAAAGAAAGGGUGUUUAAAUGGAGUGCCAUGACAAAAAAAUGGAACAAUGGGUUUCCUGGCAACGCAACACGUUUCAUAGUAUAUAUACACCAAAACUCAGCUAGCUGACACGGAGCAAAGUGCUGAUCCAGAUGUUGUACAUAUGUCACUCCUCCCACUUGUUGCUAUCUGUACUGACCGAGUGUCGCCCUCUCCCUCAGGGAAUUGAACAGACAGCGGUGUUGGAGGCUAAGUAUAUAUAUAUAUAUGGAAUCUGACAUAUUUUGGAUGGAUUGAUGUGGAUUUUGUUGCUGCUCCCCCUGGGGAUGAAAAAUAGGGCCCAUUUGGAUGUUAUGCAGGCGCCAUCAGCUAAACUCAACUAAGCAGUAUUUCCCUUGCACCCAAAGUAUAUGACCCACAGAGUUAACGCACAAUGGAGUUUGGUUGGAAUGAAUUGGCUAUUUUUCUUUUUAUGAAUGCAACUUUGACGUGGUUUGAAAUAUAUUUAAGGUGCUUAAGAUACUCCAGGGACAUGAAGUGGUGCUGGCCUCCGAUCCUGCUUCUAUGUUGUCAUUGAACGCAGUCGACCCGACAGAGAGAAACCCAGGUCCAUGCUAGCCUCACCAUGCAGCAGCACACAGGUUUAACCAGCUAGCUCUCACUCCGCCUCAGACUGUUUCUGCAUGACCCCCCUGAGCCCCUCUGUGUGAGGUCGUGCCUUUUGGACAGGUAUUGGCUUUGUAUGCAAAUUGUUCCCUCCCCGCCCCCCCAAGUGUUUCAUCUGGAUACUAUACUAUAUGCUAUAUCAGGUUGUUUACAUCAGAAAAGACCGUUUAGUUGGUGAAUACAACUUUUUUUGCCAAUUAUCUGAUUGCUGCUUGGUCGUCUGACUACUCAUGGUUUUGGACUCUAGAUUACAGCUCACGUGUAGCAAAUUGGCUGUUGGUCUGCACAGACAAAGCACCUAGUGAGAAGUGUGACGUCACUUCGUUAUGACUUAACUCCAUUUAUUCAUGUAACCUUUUUGGUGAAUUCCCUGAAGAGACCAUCCUGUCCAAAAGGCCCAUUCUUCUCCAAUUUCUCUCUUUGGGUUUUGGUGCUGUUGUGGAGCUGGUGUGUGUGGUUAAAGGGACUGUAGUGGAAAAACAAUCGAAUUACCCGAUGAGAGGUUUUUGCUGUUAUCUCCAAGGGCUCCCAUUUUGGUUCAUUUGAAAAUGUAUGUUUUCAUCUGCCUGUUGAUUUGGGAUUCCCCCGAUUUUAGUGGGCUAGUUUCAUGAACAUCUGGCCAGUAGUUUAUGUAAUCCUGCUGACAUACAAACCAAAUCAACUGGAGCAAAACAUGACUGGGGCUUGAUCACAGGAGUACUGUAAAUUGAGGAUUUGAGUGUGAUACUUUAUUGUCAUAAACUUAUAAAACAAAUGGAUGGCUAUUAAAGGGAGCUGCAGGUUGCAGCGGAGCUUUAACAAUGCAGCAGACCCGAGGGAAACGCCUCUGAAUAUUGACAUUAAAAUAAAAACAGGGAGAGAACACUGUACAACAUGCAUAAAAAAAUUAAAAUAAAACCUUCACAAAUUAAUAUACAAUCACAAUAUCCCAGGAGGUCUGGGUUCUGCCAUCGUUGAAGCGCUCUUUCGGAGGUGUAGUCACCUCCCCUUUUUGUGAUGUCGUAGAGGGAGCUUGGCCUCUGAACCUUCUCUACAUUUUCGUCCCACUUUACAUCUCUAUGCGGCCUAGCAGGGAAAGAGAAUUCUGACUGUUAGUAAGGAGGCUAGUGGAGAUAAUGUAUUAAACGUACAAUUUUGACUAGGUUCAAUUGUGAAUAAGCAAUAAGUCACAAUUCAGAAGGUUAUGUCCUGAUUUGUGCCUUGACUCCUAUCUGUCCCGAGUCAUGUUUGAGAUUGACUGCUCUGGGGUUCAGGUUCUGGAGCAGAAAGCCUCGUGUCCUCUGAUUGGGGAGGAUGCCAUGCUGAUGAUUAAGGGUAUGUGGAAGGAAGCUGGUGGUCACCUUUUCCUCUGUUUAUUCCCUUUAAACCUUGUGCUCUGUUUCUCAGGAGCAGACCACAUUGUAGCAAGGGACCCCCCCCCCCCCCCCCCUUUCUUGAUUCUCUUGCUUUGCUCGAUGUCGGCCCCACCGCCAGAGGAUAGAUAAAUGUUUUGUACAUUUACAUUUGGGGUACCUUUUCUUUAUUGGCAGAUCUUUAAAAACAAGAUAAUGACGGCAAGCCGUGCUCAAGGCUCCUAAAUGGCACACCACAAGCCAAUGUUUGACGUCACAACAACUACUCUCAUUAACCAUCUGCGGUUAUUAAUUCACAGCCAGGCUAGUCCUUUGCUAAUGUUGCAGGCCUAAAAUAAGGUGGAUUCAUUGUUUGGAGUAAAAUGAAUCAAGUCCGACAACCAAACUUUAGCCGCAUUAUUGAAUCAUUCUAAAGCCAAUAGUGAGCACAGGACGUUGCCCGGCACGGCCAAUCCCCUCUUAUAAUUGUAAAUUGGGCAUUACUAUUAUUUAAUGUGUGUUGUGAUCACAAAUUUUGUCCCUAGCAUCCAGUCCCAAAUUUAAAGAAUACCACUUCUUCUAUUCUGUGACGGCUGGAUUGUCAAACAACUUUCCAGUGUGGACGUUACGUUCCAGAACAACGUUACGCUCUUCAAUUUCCACAAAAGAUGGCCAGAGACUACCAAGUAUUUUUUUUUCUUUGACAGUAAACCCAACCCAGUCUCCUUCCAUACCCUCCAGACAAAUCUGAGCCUUGGCCAGCUGAUGUCCCCAACGCCAUCGCCAUGGCAACUGUAACGAAAUGGAACCACAGAAAACGGUCUGAAUUAACUGAGGUCUUGAAGUUUCGUUUUCCAGGGGAAAGGGACUUUGGCUGCUCCAAAUCUCAAACAUGAGUCAGCGGAUCAGUCAGUGUAGAUCAGAGUGAAGCCUUAUUCCCAGGUUCUACCACAUGGACACUCUUAAACUGUUUGACUUCUAUCAAAGGUCUCAUCUCAUUAGGGUUUGUACGUGGAACGAAGGAGACAAAUAAGAAGUGACGACAGCGUUAAAAUAUGUGUAUUGGUCGGGUGGCUGUGUUUUUUGGGAAUAACAGAUAAAAACUAUUUUUAUUAUUUUUUACUUUGUACAAGAACCACGAUGUAAUUACCUCAAUCAAAACGUAUUUUACUGUCUAAAGCUCUAUUGUUGUAAAAAAUACAAGUAUUUUAUGUAGUGUAAAAUCUUAGUUUUUUAAAAAAGGUAAUGGUGGUCUGGACUUUCUUGGUAUAAAUUGUGUAUUUCUGCUCCAUUGGUUUUAAUUAGAGACUGUUGUACUUUCUUUGGGCAUUUUUUUGGUUUGUGCUCGCUAACACAGGAGGAGAAGACAGAAGCUCCUGGACAUGUUGGCCUGUCUAAAACCAUGACACCUUCCUCUCACUUCUCCAUUGGAUCUCCAGCUUUAGGAUUCCGUCUGGCUCUGCAGCAAGGCUCCCCGAGGAGCACCGUUCAUUUUUAAUGUACUCGUUCAUUAAUGUAGGAAGCUGUAGGUUGAGGGGUUUCAUGUCAUAAUAUAGCUGGCUUUUUUAAAUAAAUACACAUGAAAUGUGUCACAGGAUCUUUUUGUCAUCCACAAGGGAAGACGAGAAUUGGAGUACAUUUCAAAUGUAUUUCUUUGAAUCAUGUUAUAUCCCCUUUGCAGUUUGAUCAAUGGGUCCUGUUAUGUAAAUAUUACUGAUUAAAUUAAUUUAAGGAUUUCUGAAA